AUGGCAACCACGGAUGCACCUACCACUCUGGCCCCCGAUGAGUGUGUCCCAUCAGAACACUCAUUCCACCGUGCCCUCAGAGCCACCUAUAUCGGCCUCGACUUCUUACUAACUCUCCUGGGCAACGUGUUGACUAUUGUGGUCACGAGGAAGGUGGAAGAGUUUUCGGACAGCACGAAGGUGAUCAUCACUUCUCUUGCUGUAGCUGACCUGGGUGUGGCAUUCGUCGCUGCCACGUCGUUACCUGUCGAGAUAUUAGGAAAGUGGAUUUUCCCGGAGUGGGUAUGUGCAGCUUCGUUCAUAACUUUCUACAUUUUUACCACUGUUUCGGUAAUGAUGGUUAUCGUGAUGACUUUUGAUCGAUUAGUGGCCAUCGUAAGACCGCUCCGUUAUGCGUUAAUUUUACCAAAGCAUAGGAGCGUGAUUGCUGUAGUGAUAGUAUGGUUAGCGUGUACCGGGGGCGGCAUGUAUACCACUUUUACCAACAACAUUGUUUACAACAGAUGUUCUGCAGUUUGCAUGACGACGGGGAGGAACAUCGUCGCGAGCAUCGUGUCUGUCUUGCUAUUUUACGUAAUACCUCUUGCUCUCAUCAUGAUGAUGAACGUCAAAAUUCUUCUGAUCGCUCGGCAGCACGCAAGACACAUCGGACGGCCUGCCGUUACCAUCACGUCAACCGAUGACGCCGGUCAACCAACAAUUUUGCGACGACCACGCAGUGUCAAAGGCAAAGCUGUCGGUGUCAUUUCACUGGUGACUGUCGCAUUUGCCGUCAGCUGGUCGGUUUACCAGGCGAAACUCCUGCACGGGUCAGUGUCCGGCAGCAGCGAUGCUUUUGAUGAGUGGCUGGAAUUUUCCGCGAUUUGGCUGGGACUGACCAACAGUUGGUGGAAUGUCAUCAUCUACUCGGUCAUGAACCGAAGUUUUCGAAGGCACACCCGGUCUGUCUUAUUUGGCUGUUGCCCGAGGUGUCCACGUCCGUCUGAAAUCAUCCCAAUUGAGACCGUUUCGGUUAACCUUAGAUCCAACCCUCCAGGAUAA
Messenger RNA from Patiria miniata (bat star), 1041 nucleotides. Its product is annotated as octopamine receptor beta-1R-like. Lineage: Eukaryota; Metazoa; Echinodermata; Asteroidea; Valvatida; Asterinidae. Gene Ontology annotation, cellular component: membrane. Gene Ontology annotation, biological process: G protein-coupled receptor signaling pathway. The record is from RefSeq and is a predicted model, not a curated record. The coding region runs from base 1 to 1041 and encodes 346 amino acids. The transcript has a single exon. Gene Ontology annotation, molecular function: G protein-coupled receptor activity.